Bombus impatiens (common eastern bumble bee) is the source of this 1770-nucleotide messenger RNA. RefSeq names its product TBC1 domain family member 13. Gene Ontology annotation, biological process: activation of GTPase activity; intracellular protein transport. The record is from RefSeq and is a predicted model, not a curated record. The transcript has 11 exons. Bases 340 to 1533 code for a protein of 397 amino acids. Lineage: Eukaryota; Metazoa; Arthropoda; Insecta; Hymenoptera; Apidae. Gene Ontology annotation, molecular function: GTPase activator activity.
UGUUACCCGUCGCUAUCCCGCCACCACGACUGCGAGUAGAUUGUGCAGAAACUGUAGUUCACGUGCUUGUAGUUACGAAGUCAGGAGUAUAAAGUGCCAUAUUGCUAUGAUAAGAAAGAUUAUUCCACACCCUAAUACGAGACCCUUGAAUCAUUGUUUGAUGUAAGCGGUCGAUCAGUGCGUAACAGGAAAAAUGGCGGUUAGUUUGCCUGUCAAUCUGGCCGGCCACUGACAAUAAUGUAAGAAGUGGGUAUUGCUCUACGCCCACAUGCCUAUUGAAUGCCGAUAAGAACAUAGUGGAUUUCUUGUUAAGCACCGCAUGUGCCGCGCACAGUCACCAUGAGUAUUUUAAGAAAAAGAUUAUAUGAAUUCGAUGAUGCACUAAACGCUGAAGAAAUAGAUCUCAUUAAUCUCAAACGAUUAUGCUUCCAUGGAAUACCGGAUGAAGGAGGUUUGAGACCUCUAUGCUGGAAACUUUUAUUAAAUUAUCUACCUUCAACAAGAGCCAGUUGGUCAGAAACGCUUAUUCGUAAAAGAACACUUUAUAAAACGUUUAUUGAGGAUCUCAUUGUCACGCCAGGUGAAGCAAAUAGUGAUGGAGAAAGAGUAGAUGUUACACUUCACGAUCAUCCAUUAAAUUUAAAUCCUGAUAGUAAGUGGCAAACCUACUUUAAGGAUAAUGAAGUUCUUCUACAAAUAGACAAAGAUGUUAGGAGAUUAUGUCCAGAUAUAUCGUUCUUCCAACAAGGCACCGAUUAUCCACGUAAAGAGAUUGUAAAUGCUAAUGGACAGAGACGUUUACAUCAUAGAGUGCAACAUACAGUUUUAAGAAGUGCAAAUGUAGAGAGAAAGGGACUGGGUAUCACUAAGCAGAUAGCAGUAUCUAUUAGAAAAGCUACAGAAGAUUAUGCACCACUAGCGGAAGGUGGUGAAGCUCAUUGGGAAGUUUUAGAAAGGAUACUCUUUCUGUAUGCCAAAUUAAAUCCAGGACAAGGAUAUGUACAGGGUAUGAAUGAAAUUGUUGGACCUAUAUAUCACGCAUUUGCUUGUGAUCCUGACCAAAACUGGAGAGAACAUGCAGAAGCAGAUACAUUUUUUUGCUUCACCAAUCUGAUGAGUGAGAUCCGUGACUUCUUUAUAAAAUCACUGGAUGAAGCUGAGUUUGGAAUAAAUUCGAUGAUGGGUAAGCUCACAACUCAAGUCAAAGUUAAUGAUCCUGAAGUUUGGAUGCGUUUGCAUCAACAAGAAUUAUGUCCACAAUACUAUAGCUUCAGAUGGCUAACGCUUCUUCUCUCACAAGAAUUUCCAUUACCCGAUGUCAUGAGAAUUUGGGAUUCUCUUUUUGCUGACGAGAAUAGAUUCAGUUUUUUGAUACAUAUUUGCUGUGCCAUGAUUUUACUCUUGAGGGACCAAUUACUUGCUGGAGACUUUGCUACAAAUGUUAAACUUUUACAAAAUUUUCCUUCGGUUGACAUCCAAAUAGUACUUUCUAAGGCAGCUGCAUUGGCAGGCAAAAGUCUGAACUCAUCGUAACGUGUAAUAGUGCUGUUUCGUAAAGAAUUGAAAGUAUAAACGAAUCGUUUGGAAUGGAGUGCUUAAACAUCCUUCAAAGGUAUAUAUUCCUAACGCUGUUAUACCCUUUGUUUCUUCUUAUUUCUCUCAUUUUCUCAUUUCUACAAUGCAAAUUAUGAUCUUACACAUAGGCCUGAGCAUCCUUACGCGAACAACUUAUCAGAACUAAAAGAGUCGUUCUAAAUGGUUCGCAUAGAU